AUGGGGCGGCGGCGGCGGGGGGCGCUGCCGGAGCCGGCGGGCGGCUGCUCCUGCUGCCUGGCGGCGGCGCUGCCGCUGCUGCUGCUGCUGCUGCCCGCCGGGUGCCCGGUGCGGGCGCAGAACGACACGGAGCCCAUCGUGCUGGAGGGGAAGUGCCUGGUGGUCUGCGACUCCAGCCCCUCGGCCGACGGCGCCAUCACCUCCUCCCUGGGGAUCUCGGUGCGCUCGGGCAGCGCCAAGGUGGCUUUCUCGGCCACCCGCAGCACCAACCACGAGCCCUCCGAGAUGAGCAACCGCACCAUGACCAUCUACUUCGACCAGGUAUUAGUUAAUAUUGGCAACCAUUUUGAUCUUACUUCCAGUAUAUUUGUAGCACCAAGAAAAGGGAUAUAUAGUUUCAGUUUCCACGUGGUCAAGGUCUAUAACAGACAAACCAUCCAGGUAAGUUUAAUGCAAAACGGCUACCCAGUGAUUUCAGCUUUUGCAGGGGAUCAGGACGUCACCAGAGAAGCAGCCAGCAAUGGGGUCUUACUCCUCAUGGAAAGAGAAGACAAAGUGCAUCUCAAACUGGAAAGGGGUAACCUCAUGGGAGGGUGGAAAUAUUCAACCUUUUCCGGCUUCUUAGUCUUUCCGCUAUAAAAGAAGGCCAAAUAGGAGACAGAUCCAUGAGCCGGAGCAAGGAUUCAAUUGUCAAUGAUACCCUGAACUUGGCAGCACACGACAAUAUUUUCAGUCACCCCGUCAGACUGUCACAGUAGAAGAAUGAUAACCUUCUAAACUCCAACAUUUGCUUUGAAUAUUGACAAUUCCUUGGAACCUGCGCCUCUAAUUAGUUUUAGACGACAGUGAUCUUUAGGAGAAAUGAAAUUAUCGACCUGAGCAAUUUGUACCUGUGAUUGUAAAGUCAAUUUUGGAUUUUAUUGUUGGGAUCAUUGACUUUCUUAUUCUUUUUUUCUUCCUCUCUUUCAUUUUUUCCUCUUUCUUUCUCUUGUUGUUGUCCCAAUGAAACGAAUAACUCGGACCACAGAAUCACUUUGUCAAAGGCUCACUCCAGAGCCAGAAGAAUGGAGUGUUCAGCCCAAUGAGGUGUUCUUCCAUGCUUUAUUUCUUUGUGUUGUAUAGCCUUAAGAAAAAAAAAAAAAAAAAAAGAAAAGAAAAAAAAAGAAAAAAAAAAGAAUGGCUUCAGUCAGUCUCAGUCCUGUAUUUUUCUGGGGGAGGGGGAUUCUGGACAUUACUGUGUCAAGAAGUGCUUUAUCCAGUGAAGCAAAAUUUGCACGAUUGGAAUCUUAUUUGUGUUGUUCGUGUUUUUCAUCAAUUUUUUUUUCCUGAUUUUUGUUUGUGCGUGCUAAAAAUGUAAGCUAGAUUGAUCAAUAAGACAAGAAAAAAGCACAUAUAUACCCUGUAGCUCUAAGUAAAGCUAACCAGUGAACAAUUCUGUCUGCACUUUCCAGCUGAUCUUUAUAGACCUAUUUAGAGAGAGAGAAAGAGAGAGAAAGCGCAAGAGAGCUACAUGAUCCUUCAAUUGCAAUCUAGAAACUGGUAAAGGAACUGACAUUUCUGAAUUUUCCUGACAUUUCUAGAAGCAACAGUGGAGGCUUUGAAUAUCUUCUCUGGUCAUACCCUAAAAUAUAUAAUUUCUUUGCAUUACCAUAUUUUGGGUACUUUUAUCUGAUAUUUAUUUGAUAUAUUUGUCCACUAAUGCUUGAGUACACAUUGUGGGAGCACAGAGAUGGCAGAGCAAAUUCUUCCUUUUCCAAAUUAAAUAAAAUCAUCUCCGCUUGAGCUAUCUGUGGCAAGUGUUGGAGAAGUAGACACAAACAUAUCUGACAGCCUUGGAGAGAGGGGCCUCAGCAGGAGAGGGGCCUCACAGGAUCAACAAAUGCUCCAGAAGUUGGCACAGAUGCCGUGAAUAUAUUCUUCUCAACAUAAGUGGCCUCACAGUUCUAGGGGUGGACUGACAUCGUUGUUGAACAUUGGGGAAAUUGUUAUCCAAAUCAACAAGAGGUAAAAUAUCAGGCCAAUAUCAAAUAUGUGCUUUUGCCUCAUUCUCAAUAAACUGAUCUUGUUUCUUUAGUUUUUUAA
Messenger RNA from Catharus ustulatus (Swainson's thrush), 2082 nucleotides. It is a transcript of the gene CBLN2, whose product is annotated as cerebellin 2 precursor. The coding region runs from base 1 to 639 and encodes 212 amino acids. The record is from RefSeq and is a predicted model, not a curated record. The transcript is spliced from 3 exons. Gene Ontology annotation, molecular function: protein binding. NCBI's taxonomy places the organism in Eukaryota, Metazoa, Chordata, Aves, Passeriformes, Turdidae.